AUGUGUCAAGGGCACUACCACCCAAGCACCGCUGGCUGCGACCCGUUAUGCCUCCCCCUCGGGACCGCCGCGACUCGUCCAACAACUACUGCAGCGGCAGCAACUGCAGGAACAGCAACAGGAGCAUCACCAACCCCUGACUUCGAAUCAAGGCGCUCCGUUAAGCGCACCAAGCGGACGUGGGCAGCAGUAGCGGAGGGAAGCGGCGCCAAGCUUUCUGCGCCGGCUCCGCGAAGCUUAUCACCUGGCGCGGGGGCGCCGUUGCGCGGCCACCAAGCCGCGCCGCUCAUCCAGAUACCAUCGCUGUGGCCUCUGCCAGCAACGGUAACGACAAAAGACUCCGCUGCCGCGCCCUGGACAUCGCCAGCCGCUCCCGGCGCUCCCGCUCAUCGCGGCGCUCCGGCGGGGAAGUGCCCCUUGGUGCGCCUGAUGGGCGGCUUUCAUAUACUACAAGGGCGGCAACAACUGCCGCCGCCGCCGCCGCCGCAGGAGAUGCGCUCUGCAGAGGGGCAAACGAGGGAUAUAUGGGGGCAAGGCGACGCGAUGACGCGCCCGCAGGUAAAGGCGCAGACGGUGACCAACGCCGAGGGCGACGGCAACGGUGACGACAAUGACGGUGACGGUGACGGUGAUGGUGACGGUGACGGUGCGGCGGGAAGAGUCGUGGCGGAGUGGGCAUCGGCUGUGGAGCCGUCGCGCUUGAGCGAGGACCCCUCCUGCAGCUCUGCUGACAGCGAGAACGCGUCCGCGACCCCGAGCUGCCCCUCAUCGGCGCCCGCCGCAGCGCGCGUGCCGUUAUCUGCGCCAACAUGCGCGCGGGCUACCGCCUCGGCUCCGCCGGCGGGGAACGCGGUGCGCGGAAAUGGCGGCGCGCGGAACGCAGCGGGGAUGGCGGCGGCGUCAGACCCGCCGGCGUGGCGGCAAUCCGCUGACUUGGAGUCCGGGGACGUUUCCGCGGGUGAAUUAGAGGAGUGGCGCCGGCGCAAGUGGGCGCCGCGCGCCGCGGAAGCAAGUGGCGCCGCCGCAUUGGGCGGGGAGGCUGGCGCAACGAGCGGGUGCGCUGCUGCAGUGCGCGACGGAAAGACGGCGCAGAGUCCAAUCCACAUGGACCGUCGAUCGGACUGGCCAGAUCGGAUUCUGGAGGAGUGGUCGUGCAUGCGUCCGACGAUGGCUGACGUGGCGUUUCAAGCGGAGGGUGACGUGGCAUUCCAAAUGGAGCGUGACACGGUGUUUCAAGUGGAUCGUGACGUGGAGGAUGAGAGCAUGUCACAGCUCUUGAGUGGCGUGAAGAUCGCGGGGGAAACGACGUGGAAGGCGACGGUCUCGGAGGGUAAAUCACCCUUGAAUUGCACGACUGUAGAGGGCAGCAACUCGAGCAGCGGCACGCCCUGGAGCAGCGAAGGCAAGGGGGGAGUGGAUGAGUGUCCAGGCCAUGAUUUGAACAACGACUUGAAAGGACGCUGGAAUGGCGGCUCGGCGGACCGUUUGGGGGGCUCGAGGACGGGAGGAGGCGAGCUGUGGAAGGCGCUGUGCAGUCUCGGGUUGUUGACUCGUGAGCGCCCUGUGUUGCCGUGUGCAGAUGCAACUGGGACGGCUGCUGGAGCAGUGUCAGCAGGAGAUGCAGCAACAGCAGCAGCAGCAGCAGCAGCAGCAGCAGCAGCAGCAGCAGCAGCAGCAGCAGCAGCAGCAGCAGCAGCAGCAGCAGCAGCAGCAGCAGCAGCAGCAGCAGCAGCAGCAGCAGCAGCGGUGGUGGCAGAUUUCUUUGCAACUGUCCUGUCGCUUUCAGCUUCAGCAGCGGCACAGACAACUUUCAUUUCAUCACACAGAGCUUUCCGCAGAGCACCAGUAGUAAGCUAUAAGGUAUCACUGCUGCUACUAGCGAUGAGACCUGAAGACUUUUCCGCGGGGACAGUUGACGCAGGCCAUUACAGGGCUGAUUCAGGAAUCAUGGCGCCGCUACUGGCGACUCGCGAACGUUCAACCGCGACUGGGCAGGCGGCCGUGCGAGACAAUGCGGUGGGAGAUUCGGUCAUCUGGAAUGGAGAUAUCUCUCCCCGCAAUGCUCCUGGCAGUUCUGAUGUCGAGAGCAACGGCAGCAUCGCCAAAAACGAUGCUCCUGGCAGCAGCGCAGCUAGCAGCGCUAACAGCAGCGGUAGAACCGGCACCGCCACCGGCAGCGGCAGCGGCGGUCGUGAUGGCGGCAGCACGAACGCACCUUCCGCGAGCCUUCGAUGGAGGCGACUCGGCAAUGUGGUGUCGUUCUCCACGCGGCUGGCGAUGGCGUCGCGCAGCGCGGCCGCGGCGAUGGACGAGCUGGGAUUGGUGGACGACACGCUCACUGGCGUCGCCAACACCGUCGCCGCCGCCACCGCCGCCGCCGCCGCCGCCGCUGAUGGUGGUGCUGGCGCCGAUACUACUGCUGCUGCUGCUGCGGAUGCUGCUGCGGCUGAUGCGGAAAUUGAUGGUGGUGGUGCUGCCUCAGCGGAACAAGAGGGCUUUCCUAGCGAGGACGGCGCGGGGAGAAAUGCGGGUGGCGUUACAGGGGGGCCGGGGGAGAAAGGGCUGCGAGCCGUGGCUGAAUGGGGGGAUGAGGGGGAAGAUGGGUGGACGAGCGGGGGAACCGUUGCGGGAGGUGAUGGGGGGAAGGUUGGGGAGAAGGGGAAGGAGAAGAAUGGGUGGAUGUGGAGUGAUGAUGGUGAGGGUGAGGAGAAUGGUUCAGUGGUGGAUGGAGUAAGAGACGGUGAGGAGGUGGCAUGGGGGCGAGAGUAUGGGGAGGGCGUGCAGGGAAGGGGGAGAGGAUGGGGAUUAGUGCGAGAGAGAGUGAGAGAGAAACUAGGACAGGCCAUUCGCGGCAAUGGUGGCGGUGGUGGUAAAGGUGCUGCUGCUGCUUUCAGUGGCGAUGGAAAGGGAGCGAGGGUAGGAGCGAGAGAAGCAGGGGAAAGAGCUGAGGCGGAGAGGGGGGAGGGGGAGGAGCAAGAGGAGGAAGAGGGGGAAGAGGAGGCAGGGGAGUUUGACGAUGGGCACCCGCCUCCGUCUCCCCCCACUACCACUGCUCCGCCUCCCCCUCCCCCGCCCGCGCCGCCGGCCAUGUCAGCAGCAGCGCUGUUCAAGCCGCGGGGGCGCAAGAGCGUGGAGAGCAUUCGGGUCACGCAUGACGCGCGCCUCUACUGCGUGCUCACAGAUGUCUACGUCACGUGCCUCAAGAUGCCUCCACUGGCGUUCUUCACGGCAGUGUUUGCAGCGCCCAUCGCCCUGAGCCUGCUCUUCACGCCGCUCUUCCUGCUCGGAGUGGGCGGCCUGCACUUCGAAGACGGCAUCCUGCCGCCCAUCCACCCCCUCACUCACCCCCACACUCACCCUGUGCUCGUCACACUGCUCUCCCUCACCACCUCCACCUGUGUGCUCUGCCUCGCCACAGUGCAGCGUGCUCUCUUCAUCAUUCUCAACGUCUUCCUCUACUCGGUGUCGCUGUCCACCACGUUUGGCGGCUCGCCAGUGUCAGCGCACUCGCCCUACACGCUCGUGCUCGCCAACCUCAACACCCUGCUCGCGCAGUUCCUCUUUGUCUUCCUCUCCGGCGCCGUGUUUGCACGCAUGUCAGUGCCGACACAGCCAGUGCGUUGCUCCCGCACGGCUCUCAUCUCCGAUCAGGCCUUCGCCCUGCCCUCCACCGCUGCUGCUGCCACUGCUACAGCUUCAGAAUCUGCUGCUGCCGCUGGUGCUCCUGCUCCCCCGGACCGAGUCCGCGUCUUCUCGGCGCGCUUUGUGCUGACGGGCCCAGCGCCCUGCGACCUGGUGGACGCACAGGUGUCGCUCACCUUCCGCUGCUUCCACAUGCUGCCCUCGGGCUCCGUCUUCUGCUCCGUGCACGACCUGCCUGUCGUCAAGGGGCAGGUCCCCUACCUGCAGUACGGCAUGUCGGUGCGGCACAUAGUGGACGAGAGCAGUCCGCUGUGGGGCCACACGCCAGCGUCGCUGCAAGCAGGCGAUGCCAGCUUCGCCCUCGUCGUCUCGGGCACAGACAGGGCGUCCAUGCAGCCCGUCUUCCACAUCCAGGACUACUACGUGCAUGACGGGGAGGUGCAGUGGGGCAGUGAGUACGAUGACUUUGUCAGUGUGUCACACACGGGCGAGAGGGUUCUCGACCACUCGCGAGUCGACGCCAUCAAAACCUUCAAG
This is a messenger RNA of Closterium sp. Yama58-4, 4179 nucleotides long. The record is from the annotation of a GenBank genome assembly. Lineage: Eukaryota; Viridiplantae; Streptophyta; Zygnematophyceae; Desmidiales; Closteriaceae.